Messenger RNA from Aspergillus mulundensis, 981 nucleotides. RefSeq names its product alpha/beta fold hydrolase. The coding region runs from base 1 to 981 and encodes 326 amino acids. The transcript has a single exon. The record is from RefSeq and is a predicted model, not a curated record. Gene Ontology annotation, molecular function: catalytic activity. Lineage: Eukaryota; Fungi; Ascomycota; Eurotiomycetes; Eurotiales; Aspergillaceae.
AUGGCCAGCAUCGCCUUCCCCGAACUCGCGAAGAGUCACACAGUCUCAACAUCUCACACUUACGGCUAUGCCUACCAUGUCCCAACCAAAAGCUCACUCCCUACAAUCCUUUUUCUUCACGGCUUCCCGUCAUCAUGCUACGACUGGCGCCAUCAGAUCCAAUUCUUUAUCCAGGAAGGAUACGGCAUUCUGGCACCGGAUCUUUUAGGGUACGGCGACACGUCCAAGCCUACAGCACUCGAAGCCUACAAAAGCAAGACAAUGGCCGCUGAAAUCAUCGAACUCUUAGACCAUGAAGACAUCGAUAAGGUUCACGCAGUAGGCCAUGAUACCGGAUGCAUCCUCCUUUCCAGACUGGCGAACUACUUCCCAGCCCGCCUAUUGUCUUGCACAUUUCUUGACGUGCCGUACUCGAAGCCAGGAGAGAAUUUCGACCUGUCAGCCGUGAAUGCCCUAACAAAACAGUUUCUGGGCUUCGAGCGGUUUGGAUAUUUGGAGUUCUUUACUAGGGAUGAUGCCGGUGGGAUUCUUGAUCAGCACUCUGAGUCAUUCUUCACCCUCUUCUAUCCGGCAGACCCAAGUCUGUGGGUAGAGCACGUCGGCCCGACAGGCGCCAUGGAGAAAUGGCUUCUUCAAGACCGCAAGGGCCCUGAAGCUGGAUAUGUCACUGAAGUUGAACGUCAAACCCACCAGGCCAUCAUGCGAAAGAGCCAUGCCUCAGCACUCAGAUGGUAUCAGGCCCUGGUAGGAAAUAUCAAUGAGCAAGAUGAGAUCCAAGCAAACCUCGACCCGGUCCUCUCAAUGCCCAUGCUUAUAGUCUGUCCGCAGCAAACCAAGCUCGAGUUACCGGGAGUGGAAGAACAGAUGAAGCAAGUCGCGAAUGACCUGACGUUUCGGAGAGUAAGUACAGCAGGGCAUUGGGUACAAUUGGAGGCACGAGAUGAGAUUAAUUCCAUCCUGAAGGAGUUCUUCGAGAGGUAG